AUUGAUGAUCUCUCCAAGGAGGAGUCUUGCUUGUCUACAGGCUCCAACGAGGUUUCAAGCACGGAAAGCAGGAUCAUAGCAGCGAGCUGUGAGAAACCGCACAGAGAUUCAAAGAAGAAAGAGAGCCACAGGUCGAGUUCCAUUAGACGUAAAGCUGGAAAGAUCAUGGAGUUUCUUGACACCAGCGCCUCUUCUGAACUUAAAAUCCGUCAGGUGCUUGGAGAUAACGCAGAUACAAGCAAAGCUCUCAGAAUGCUGGUGAAGAUUGGUUAUGUGAAGAGGUCUGGAGCAGGAGGAAAGCAUCACCCCUUUAUUUACAAGACUGCAUGACGAAACUAAACUAGUGCUUGAGGCAGGUCACACUUUAUCCUCCUCCUCCGACGACCUUCUGUUUAUACACGGUAUGAGUUCAUCCUGCUGAGACUGGUUACUAAACUAAAAGCUAU
Brassica oleracea var. oleracea is the source of this 446-nucleotide messenger RNA. RefSeq lists its product as uncharacterized. NCBI's taxonomy places the organism in Eukaryota, Viridiplantae, Streptophyta, Magnoliopsida, Brassicales, Brassicaceae. The transcript has 3 exons. The annotation marks the transcript as partial. The record is from RefSeq and is a predicted model, not a curated record.